AUGCUGCAAUCCGUGUGGAGAUUGAUUAUAAUUAAUAGUUGGAUUUUAUUUCUAUAUUGUUAUGCUAAUAAUCAUUUUUAUAAAGGAUAUGAAGUAGUACGUGUCUUACCCAAAACAAAUGAACAUCUUCAAUUAAUUCGUCAUUUCGAAGAUAAUUAUGGCGUUGAUCGAUGGUCAGAAGUAUUAACUAUAAAUCGAGAUGUUAAAAUGAGUUUACCACGAAAACAAGCACCAAAAAUAAAAAAAUUAUUUAAACAACAUGGAAUUGAUGUGAAAAUUCUUCAUAAUGAUUUAGAAAAAUUAAUCCAAAAAUCCGAUGAUAUUUCUAAACAACAUAAAAUCCGAACAAAACGAUUGACAGUAAAUAUAGCUUCAUCACAUCUCACUGGUUAUUUGAGAUAUCAUGAAAUUGUUGAAUUUCUCAAAGAGCAGCAUAGACGAUCACCACCAUUGAGGAACUUUACAUCACUCUUUUCUAUUGGUUCUACACAUGAAAAUCGAUCAAUUUGGACAAUACGAAUUGGAAAGCCAUCUGCACGACGAAAUAUUUUAAUAGAUUGUGGAAUUCAUGCAAGAGAAUUUAUUUCGCCUUCCACCUGUCUUUAUAUGAUUGAUAAAUUGAUUGGUGAAGUUAAUAAUGGACGAGUAUCACUUUUAUCAGUAUUUAAUAUUUAUAUUAUUCCAUUACUUAAUCCAGAUGGUUAUGAAUAUGCUCAAACAGAAAGACGAAUGUGGCGUAAAAAUCGUGCAUUAAAUGGUUAUUAUCAUAAUCCAGAUUCCAAAUGUAUUGGAGUUGAUCUUAAUCGAAAUUUUGGAUAUCAUUGGAUGGAAAAUGGUGCAUCAACAAAUCCUUGUUCUGAAACAUAUGCUGGACCACAUCAAGAUAGUGAACCAGAAACACGAAGUUUACAAAGAUUUAUUAAGCAAUCAUCUCGACAUUGGGAUGCUUAUUUAACAUUUCAUUCUUAUGGACAAUAUUGGAUUUAUCCAUGGGGAUUUGCUUUACAUAUGCCUGAUGAUUAUAUUGAAUUAAAUAAUAAAGCAACAAUUGGUUCAGAAGCUUUAAAACGUGUCAGUGGUACUUUAUAUAAAAUCGGAUCAGCAGCUAAUUUACUUUAUGAAUCAGCAGGUGGUAGUGAUGAUUGGGCUAAAGGUGUUGGUCAAAUAAAAUAUGUUUAUACUGUUGAAUUACGUCCUUCAGAUGAUAUGAAUGAUGAACAUGCACAUUUUGCUUUUAUGCUUCCAGAAACAUUUAUUGAACCUGUUGGACAAGAAACAUAUGUUGGAGUAAAAGGAUUUCUUCGAUCACUUAUUACCUCUCGAGGUCAAAAAUCAUUAUCAAAAAAUAAAUAUUAA
Molecule: messenger RNA, 1356 nt
Organism: Adineta steineri
Lineage: Eukaryota; Metazoa; Rotifera; Eurotatoria; Adinetida; Adinetidae
Source: the annotation of a GenBank genome assembly